Blastomyces gilchristii SLH14081 is the source of this 1062-nucleotide messenger RNA. RefSeq names its product 4-carboxymuconolactone decarboxylase. The transcript has 2 exons. Bases 193 to 753 code for a protein of 186 amino acids. Lineage: Eukaryota; Fungi; Ascomycota; Eurotiomycetes; Onygenales; Ajellomycetaceae. The record is from RefSeq and is a predicted model, not a curated record. Gene Ontology annotation, molecular function: peroxiredoxin activity.
UUUUGACUAUCUUAUCCUAAAAGGUGCGUACCGAAUACCUGGGGCCUCCAGUUUUUGUAUGCUACUCUAGUACCUUGGGCUCAGGUGGCGUCUCCUUUUUCUAGAAUCCUGAUUGAAACAAUAUUACGUUGGUACCAGCAACUUUUCUAAGUUCACUACUUCUCCAUCGGAGUCCAUCCUGCAAUCGUCACCAUGCGCCUCCCAUACGUUCCCAACCCACCCCCAGCCUCCAACGAAGAGGAUGAAGCCAUUCUCAAGCGCGUCCAAGUUAGAAGGGGAGAACGGGGCCUCCUCCCCCUCGACCUAGCACUUCUCCAUUCAUUCCCCGUUGCCGACGGCUGGAAUUCAUUUCUCGGCGCUAUUCGUACCAAGACCUCGAUUUCCCCAGACAUUCGCGAAAUCGCAAUCUGUCGCGUUGCCGCUAUAAACGAAGCAUGGUUCGAGUGGAAACACCAUGUUCCCUUGUUGACAGAGGCCGGUUUCCCCGAUGAGGCAUUAAAACUUGUGCAGCGUGGAGUAGACAACCCACCCACUGACGCUGAACUGGCGGCAUUGAUGUCCUCAAAACAAAUUGCCGUUUUAAAGUACACGGAGGCAAUGACGAGGACGGUUAAUGUACCCGAAGAGGUGUUCGCGGAGUUGAGGAGGCAUUUCAGUGAGAAGGAGGUUGUCGAGAUAACAGCUACAGUUGCGGCGUAUAAUUGCGUGAGUAGGUUUUUGGUUGCGCUGGAUGUUGGGGAGAUGAACAAAUAAAUAGAGACUUGCUCAUAAGUCCGGUUAUGAUGAGUUGCCUAAUAUAGCCCUGGUAUAGAAUCCACGCUGAAUAUAAGUUGCCAAUUCGAGCUUCAACAAGGGAUUCCUCAAAUCUAAUAUAAAUUUCUCAUGAAGGCCUAAAAUCUGUUGGAGCGGGAAACGAACAAGGCUUCAGUGUAUGUAAGAUAAACAUUAAUUGAAAUCCGGUUUUAAGCGGCGCAACCUGGCAUUCGCUGGGUCUUUCCUUAUUUGACAAUAUAAUUUUGUAUUCGUUGAUAUGAGGCAUAUUUAAAUUCACCAAGAGAAAAU